This is a messenger RNA of Acanthisitta chloris (rifleman), 2688 nucleotides long. RefSeq names its product centrosomal protein 97kDa (gene CEP97). The coding region runs from base 1 to 2688 and encodes 895 amino acids. The record is from RefSeq and is a predicted model, not a curated record. Gene Ontology annotation, molecular function: protein binding. The transcript has 11 exons. Lineage: Eukaryota; Metazoa; Chordata; Aves; Passeriformes; Acanthisittidae.
AUGCAGUACCUUCUCCCUGAUUGUGCAGACAGACAGCAGUGUGUGAUUGCUUCUGGUGCUGCUGCCUCUGCAUUGCUGCUCUCCAGAGCUCUUGGGGUAGCUGUCGAUUUGGAAAACAGUGGAAAUGUAAUAAAUGCCAUUGGAGAUGCUUCUUGGGAAAGUUCGGUGGUCAACUGGUCAGGUCAAGGGCUGCAAAAACUGAGUCCAACCUUGCCCUGUGAUGCUGAUACUUACACUUUGAUUCUGGACAAAAACCAGAUAAUUAAAUUGGAACACUUGGAGAAAUGCAGGAAUCUUAAGCAGCUGUCUGUAGCCAACAAUCGUUUGGUGCGAAUGAUGGGUGUAGCAAAACUGACUAAGCUCCGGGUGCUCAACUUGCCUCAUAAUAGUAUAGGGUAUGUGGAAGGCCUGAAGGAUUUGGUGCACCUGGAAUGGCUGAACUUGGCAGGAAAUAACCUUAAGACCAUUGAACAAAUCAAUUCCUGUCUGUCUCUUCGGCAUCUUGAUUUGUCAGACAACAACAUAUCUCAAUUAGGUGAUCUCUCCAAGCUUUCAUUGCUGAAGACUCUGUUGCUACAUGGAAAUGUUAUAACUUCACUUCGCACUGCCCCUGUUUGUCUACCUCAGAAUUUGACUGUGUUUUCUUUGGCAGAAAAUGAAAUCAGAGACUUAAAUGAGGUUUGUUUCCUGGCCUGUCUUCGUCACUUGGAACAGCUGUCAAUUAUGAACAAUCCUUGUGUGAUGGCCACACCCUCUAUCCCUGGCUUUGACUACAGGCCGUAUAUUGUCAGCUGGUGUCUAAACCUGAAAGUUCUUGAUGGAUAUGUGAUUUCUCAGAAGGAAAGUUUGAAAGCAGAAUGGCUCUACAGUCAAGGUAAAGGAAGAUCAUACCGACCUGGUCAGCAUGUUCAGCUGGUUCAGUACUUGGCUACUGUUUGUCCUCUUACAUUUGCAUAUGGACUCCAGACUGAAGAAGAUGCCAAAUUGGAAAAAAUACUGAGUAAGCAAAGACUCCACCAGAGGCAGCUGAUGCAUGAAAACCAAAACGAAGGAUCACCUAUGUCUUCUCCCAGCAAAACAGUGCCAGUUGCUCCUGAACACAGCAGUCCAGCCCAGCCAGCACAGAUAGCUCUUGAAAGUGAACCAGUCAUCCGAAAGAAUUCUUGGGUUGGGCCGAGUGUAAACGAUGAUCAUUGCUAUGCAGUCAAGAGCACUUCUCUUCCUGAAAGAAGCUCCCACAAGGAGCUGUACCUUGAAGAUGCACAGGCAGAUGAAGACAAACUAAACAGCAGCCUUUUAUCCUCAGAGUCUACUUUCAUGCCAGUUGCUUCAAGGUUGUCUCCACUGUCUCCUACUUCAGACCUGAAGCUACGUGGAAUCAAUUUGAGCCUAGAAGAUGCUGAUGAUACGGCGAUUAAACGUGUGAGAGACAUUAACAGCCGAGAAACAACUAGCAAGCAAGAAGCUUCUUCUAUUACAAGAGAGUACUCAAACAGAGCAGUAGGAAGUGUGGAAAUGCAAGAGAAUGUCAAAGAGAUUAUGCUGUUGCCUUCUGAUCCAGUAGAACCUAGCCUGGCUGCUAAAUCUAGCAACUGUUCAGCAUCCUCUGAAGACCAAGUUCUGCACAGCCAGCCCAGCACUUCAUUAGGUCCUGAAUCAGGAGGUAAAACUCUCUGUCUUGGCCAGAUGACAGGAGAAAGUUCUGAUUCAUUAGCUGUUGCCAGUCAUGGUGCAGCUGAACUGCAAAGAAUGACUAAAGCAGUUACCAAGCUUCAAGCUUGCUGGAGAGGAUUUUACACGAGGAGCUACCAUCCUCGAGCCAAGGAAGUGCGGAAUGAAAUUCGACUAAACAGAAUGCAGGAGCACAUCAUUUGCUUAACUGAUGAAAUAGAAAAACUAAGGAAAGAAAGGGAGGAAGAUAAGAUACGGAUGCUUGUACAGGAGGAAGCUGUCAGAUUUCUGUGGAACCAGGUUCAAUCCCUUCAACAAUGGCAGCUUUCAGUGAUGCAAAAUUUGGGUGCUGCUUGUCAACCUGAGAUCCCUUCAGCCAGUGCUUUAUGUCCAUGCAAACCACCUAUUCAGUCACCCACACCUGAGGAAGAAACCACACAAGAUGUUAGUUCUGCUGGGUUAGUUCCAGCUAGUGAUGAUCUUCAGGAAAAGUCUCUGUUGCAGUUCCCAGAUUCUGGUUUUCAUUCUUCUGCCACUGAUCAGACUCAUGCCAGUGACCUGUGUAGCUCUGAAAAGAGUUUAGCUGAAGGAACCGAGAGCUCUCUGUCAAUGGAAACUGUCAAAAAAUGUGGCAAUUCUGUUUCAGCGUGUUCUUCAGAUGUAGAGGAUUGCCCUGGGGAAUGUGGGCAAAGCAAAGAGAGCUCUACUAAUGAGCAGGACAACAGACUAAUACAACAGUAUUUGAAAUCUGUUCAGCAGCUGGAAGAGGCUGAUGAAGAGACAAAUUGCAGCCAUGAAAUGGAUGGUAGUUGCCCACAAAUGGCUCUUUCAGCAGAAAGCCCAGAUUCUUCUUCUGACACUGUCUCUGCGGAUCUUCCCCAAGAUACAUCUUCCCCCGUCCGAGCUGAAAUCAGUCAGACACCAGAAAGCUGCAAACAUAAUUCAGGGAUAGUAGAAGGGAAGCAAACAGACUGUGAUUCUUCAUUUCAGAUGCUGCAUGUUGGGAUAGCUGUAUAG